Pseudonaja textilis is the source of this 2246-nucleotide messenger RNA. Lineage: Eukaryota; Metazoa; Chordata; Lepidosauria; Squamata; Elapidae. The record is from RefSeq and is a predicted model, not a curated record.
AAAGGGGGCUCCGUCCCAGGGUUGGAUCUUCCCCCUUCCUCGCCCAGCCAAGGCUCCCCGGGUGGAUUCAGGAAGAAACUUUUUGAUGGAAGAUUGUGACCAAAGAUUUCCCUGGAAGACAACUAUUAACAGAUAAUAGAAAAUUAACACACGGCAGCAGCCGCCAUAAAGCAUGGAGCAUGGGAAAUUUUUGGAUCCCCCAUCAGAUAAAAGCAGCACUCCAAAAAAUCACCAAAAAUCCCAUGAAUGCACAGAAUGUGGGAAAUCCUUUGCUCACAGGUCCCUCCUUUUGACCCAUAGGAAAGUCCAUGUGGGAAGUGGACUCAGUGAAGGUUUGGAGGGUGAGAAAUCCAACUCUGGAAAUGAAGCAAAAGGUCUCAGAAGCUCCACCAGACUAAAACCCCAUAAAUGUGAGGAAUGUGACUUACGCUUUGAUCAAAAGUCAGACCUUCGUACACAUCAGAAGAUCCACACUGGAGAGAAACGACAUCAAUGUCUGGAAUGCGGGAAAUUUUUCCGUAGAAAAGGCACUCUAAGAAUCCAUGAGAGAAUUCAUACUGGGGAGAAACCUUACAAGUGUUGGGAAUGUGGGAAGAGGUUUCCUCAGAAUGCACAGCUUUGGUCCCAUGGGAAGACGCAUGCAGGAAUCAAAUCUUACAAAUGCUUUGACUGUGGAAAAUGUUUCACCCAGAGUUCAGGUCUUCGUAAUCAUAAUAAAACACACACAGGGGAAAAAAAUGAAAAGUGCCUCGAAUGUGGGAAAUGUUUUUCCAAAAAAUCAAUGCUGCUGCGACAUCAGAAACGCCACACUGGAGAGAGACCCUAUGAAUGUCCAGAAUGUGAGAAACGAUUUGUGGAUUCUUCUGAACUUCGGAGACACCAGAAAUGGCACAAAGGGGAGCUGCCCCAUAGAUGCGGGGAGUGUGGGAAAUGUUUUCUUACGCCAGCCCAUGUUCAGAUUCAUCAGAGAAUCCACACAGGAGAGAAACCCUACAAAUGUGAGGAGUGUGGGAAAUGCUUUUCCCAAAAACAACACCUUGGAAGCCAUCAAAGGCUCCACACAGGAGAGAAGCCAUACAAAUGCGAGGAAUGUGGAAAAUGCUUUGGAUGCAAGGGAGGCCUUUCCAAUCAUCAUAAAACCCACACAGGGGAGAAACCCCAUCAAUGCAACUACUGUGGAAGAUUUUAUACCACCUCAUCGGCCCUUAAAUCUCAUGUGAAAAUUCACACAGGGGAAAAAGAUUAUAAAUGUUUGGACUGUGGGAGAGCAUUUGCUCAUUCUUCUUCCCUUCUAAGUCACAGCCGAAUCCAUACAGGAGAGAAACCUCACAAAUGCUCAGAGUGCGAUCAUUGUUUUGCUCGGAGAGAUUCUCUUGUGAUGCAUCAGCGAAUCCACACUGGAGAGAAACCAUAUAAAUGCCAGGAGUGUGGGAAAUGUUUUGCCCAUAAUUCAUCACUUCACUGGCAUGCGCGAAAUCACGCAGGAGAGUAGCCUUACAGAGUGUGAGAAACCUUUUCAUAGUAAAUGAAAGCUAGAAAAGCACCAGAAAGUCCAUAGCAGAGAUAAAUCUCUUCACUUGUGAACAGUGUUGGGAAACUUUUUUUUCAACAUUCACAUCUUCACAUUUAACAGGAACUUCGCACAGUGAUAGAAGGGAAAUCGUACAAUUGUUUGGUUUGGGGAAAAUGUUUUUCCUACUGAAGGAACCUCAAAUAACAUCAGAAGUACACAAUGAGGCAAAAGGAUGUAAAUGUUGGAAUUGUGAGAAUAUCUUACUUGCAUAGUCGCAUUAGUAACUUAUCAGAGUGGUUACACCAGAGAGUUAUAAGUAUGUGGGGAGUAGAUAUAAUGUUUUGCAGAGCACAGGAAGUCCUGGACUUGGGACCCCAACUUGGAAUGGAUUUCUGGUCAUAGGUUCCUUCAGUCGUAAGUCAAGGAAUCAGGUAUUUCUCUUAACCUUUACUAGAUGAUAUUGAUCCAUGAGGAGAACUGAAAAGUUAGAGAGAGAAAAUGGGGUGAAGGAUGAAUGUGGUAAAGUUUUGAUGUUGAAUCUACUGACUGAGGAUGAGAAGGAAAAGUGUCUUUUUCCUAUUACCUUUUUUGGAGGGAUUUUUUUUCCUUUUUUUUUUUUCCAUAUAUUCACAUUAUUUGUACUAAUUUUCUUUCUGUGCAUAUAAUCCUUAAUAAAAGCAUUGUUCAAAAUAACCAAGGGGGCCUUUUUUAGGAGAUGGGCUGGGCGGGUCAA